Molecule: messenger RNA, 1752 nt
Organism: Lagopus muta (rock ptarmigan)
Lineage: Eukaryota; Metazoa; Chordata; Aves; Galliformes; Phasianidae
Gene: ASCL1
Product: achaete-scute family bHLH transcription factor 1
Biological process (GO): positive regulation of transcription by RNA polymerase II; neuron differentiation; sensory organ development
Cellular component (GO): RNA polymerase II transcription regulator complex
Molecular function (GO): DNA-binding transcription factor activity, RNA polymerase II-specific; RNA polymerase II transcription regulatory region sequence-specific DNA binding; protein dimerization activity
Source: RefSeq, a predicted model, not a curated record
AUGGCCAGCGGCAGCCCCGCCGGGAUGGCCAGCGGGCAGCCACCCUUCCUGCAGCCCGCCUGCUUCUUCGCCGCCGCCGUGGCCGCCGCCGCCGCCGCCGGUCCGCCGGGGCCGCCCCCGGGGGCGCCGCCGCCGCCGCUCCCGCAGCUGAGCCCGGCGGGCGGGCGGCCGUCUCCCGGCGGGAAGCCCUCCGCGGCACGGGCCGCAAAGCGGCAGCGCUCGGCCUCGCCGGAGCUGAUGCGUUGCAAGAGGCGGCUCAACUUCAGCGGUUUCGGCUACAGCCUCCCGCAGCAGCAGCCCGCCGCCGUAGCGCGGCGCAACGAGCGGGAGCGCAACCGCGUCAAGCUGGUGAACUUGGGCUUCGCCACGCUUCGCGAGCACGUCCCCAACGGCGCGGCCAACAAGAAGAUGAGCAAAGUGGAGACGCUGCGCUCCGCCGUCGAGUACAUUCGAGCCCUGCAGCAGCUGCUCGACGAGCACGACGCCGUCAGCGCCGCCUUCCAGGCCGGCGUGCUGUCUCCCACCAUCUCGCCCGGUUACUCCCACGACAUGAACUCCAUGGCGGGUUCCCCCGUCUCCUCCUACUCCUCCGACGAGGGUUCCUACGACCCGCUCAGCCCCGAGGAGCAGGAGCUGCUGGACUUCACCAGCUGGUUCUGAGCCGGCCCCGGACGCUCGCGAAAGGGGAGAUAAGCGCCUCUCCCGCAGCCACGCUCGCAGAGCACCCCGCCGCCGGCCCACCACCAACUGUUGCGUUUUCCUCUCCCCCGCCGUCGGAGGGCGGUGCGGGCACGGCUCUCGGCGGGCGGCUGCGUCCCCGCGGGGCGGGCGGGGCGGCCACCCUCAGUCCGGAGUCCCGAACCCCUUUCUGUGCCCCGCGGUGGCCCCGAGGAGCCCUUUCCCUGCUGCCUGUCUACUCCGUGCGGCCGCUCCGCGCUUUCUGGACCACGUUUCCCGGUGUUUGUGGAGAUGUCGAGAUGAAGCUAUGCUGUACUCAAAGAACCCCCCCCUCCUUCCCGACCCGUUCCAGAGUCUCCUUCCGUCUGACCUUUUUUUUUUUUUUUUUUUGUCAUAAAAUGCUUCCAAUUUUUUUUUUUUUUUAAUUAUUUUGGUGAAUUUUUUUAUUAUAAGAAAAUCUAUUUGUAUCCUCCCUGACCAGUUUGGGGAUAUAUUAAGCUAUUUUUGUACAUAAGAGAGAGAGAGAUUUAUAGAGGUUUUGUACAAAUGGUUUAAAAUGUGUAUAUCUUGAUACGUUUUUUAAUACACGAUGCUUUUACCUCUCGGUGUGUAGACAUGCGGUCGGCGUUACUUUCCCGCUGCCAUCUCGGUCCGUGCUUUUGUCGAGGCCUUGGACUCCCUCCAGCUGUACUUUAGCACCGACGUGUCUUACUUUAUAGAAACUUUGUUAAUGUAUUAAUAACGUUAUUAAACUGUGUUCCGAGGGAACGACGUUUAUGCAGCUAUUGUCCAAACGCAGAAGGGCGGCCGUCUGUUUUUGUAUGCUGCCUUUUGGGGGAAAAAAAAAACAAAAACAAAAAACAAGUGAUAAUACUACAAGUAAGGAAACAACCGGCCCUGCUGGCACUGCCUUUUUCGUAUUGCUCUAUGACAAGCUCACCAGGCCCUGUAUAACCCUGUUUUAUACAAACUAGUUUCGUAAUAAAACUUUUUUUAAUUGAAACGCUCGGCUGCCUGCUGCACGUACUUGUGUUUUGCCACUGACAACAGUGAAUGUAAGGAUGAAAUGUUGAA